Molecule: messenger RNA, 831 nt
Organism: Osmerus eperlanus (European smelt)
Lineage: Eukaryota; Metazoa; Chordata; Actinopteri; Osmeriformes; Osmeridae
Gene: rpl6
Product: ribosomal protein L6
Exons: 7
Coding region: 24-800 (258 amino acids)
Biological process (GO): cytoplasmic translation; ribosomal large subunit assembly
Cellular component (GO): ribosome; cytosolic large ribosomal subunit
Molecular function (GO): structural constituent of ribosome; RNA binding
Source: RefSeq, a predicted model, not a curated record
UCUUUCUUUUUUUCAUAGCAAAGAUGGCCGAGGGAGAUAAAAAGAAGGCUGUCAGGAAGCACGGCAGCCGGAACCCGGUUCUGGUCAGGGGCAUCGGCCGCUACUCCCGUUCCGCCAUGUACGCUCGCAGAGCCAUGUACAAGAGGAAGACCAAGACCACCACCACCAAGAUUGAGAAGAAGCUGAAGGUGAAGGCGCCCGCUACAGUCACCAAGACUGUCGGAGGAGACAAGAAUGGAGGCACUCGUGUCGUCAAGCUACGCAAGAUGCCCCGUUACUACCCCACAGAGGACGUGCCCCGCAAGCUGAAGAGCCACGGGAAGAAGCCCUUCAGCCAGCACAAGAGGAAGCUGCGCGCCAGCAUCACUCCUGGCACCGUGCUCGUCCUGCUCACCGGGCGCCACCGUGGGAAGCGCGUGGUGUUCCUGAAGCAGCUCUCCAGCGGUCUGAUGCUCGUUACUGGCCCCCUCGCCCUGAACCGCGUCCCCCUGCGCAGGGCACACCAGAAGUUUGUCAUCGCCACGGCGACCAAGGUCGACAUCUCCACCAUGAAGAUCCCCAAGACCCUGUCAGACGCCUACUUCAAGAAGAAGAGGCUGAGGAGACCACGCCACCAGGAGGGCGAGAUCUUCGACACAGAGAAGGAGAGUUACCAGCUGACAGAGCAGAGGAAGGAGGACCAGAAGGCUGUGGACUCCCAGCUGCUGCCCCUCAUCAAGAAGGUCCCUCAGCUCAAGGGCUACCUGCGCUCAUCUUUCUGCCUGUCCAACGGCGUGUACCCUCACAAGCUGGUUUUCUAAACGUGUUGUAAUAAAGAGUACCACAGACCUA